This is a messenger RNA of Trichoderma breve, 960 nucleotides long. RefSeq names its product RING-variant domain-containing protein. Bases 1 to 960 code for a protein of 319 amino acids. The transcript has a single exon. Lineage: Eukaryota; Fungi; Ascomycota; Sordariomycetes; Hypocreales; Hypocreaceae. The record is from RefSeq and is a predicted model, not a curated record. Gene Ontology annotation, molecular function: zinc ion binding.
AUGGAGUGGUUUGGAGAGAGGGCUAGGACCCCGUACCAAACGUCGGUCCACGAAAAGACAUCCACCACCGCCUAUCACGAGGAACAAACGGAACCUGACCAUACGAGAGAGUAUGCAUCUUCGCAUGCUCAACCGUCACCAGACACUACACACAGACACAGGCGAUAUAGGCCACGGACAUGUCGCAUUUGCCUGGAUACCGUGGAGCCAAAGUAUCCUGCCAACUCGUCCAAGUCGAGCAAGCCGAUAUACGUGUCUGACGACCCCGAGCUGGGAAGACUGCUGUCUCCUUGCAAGUGCAAGGGGUCGCAAAAAUAUGUCCACGAGGGAUGCCUCAAUUCUUGGCGACUCUCAAAUCCGACAGUCAAGAGAAAUUACUGGCAAUGCCCGACGUGCAAAUUCUCCUACCGGCUGGUCCGCCUUCAUUGGGCCUCGAUGCUAAGCAGCAAAUGGGCUCAAGCUGGCCUGACAUUGUUUAUCCUUGUGGCGAGCAUCUUCUUUUUGGGGUUCAUGGCCGACCCAAUCCUUAACCUCUGGGUCGAUCCUUUCGGUACUGUCACUGAUGCCGUUACAAGCGUCGUCACAGACAUUGAGGCCAUCAAGGAGCCCGACUGGGAACCACCGACGACCUGGGGCGAGCAUUUUCUCAAGGGAUUCUUCUCUCUCGGGCUGGUUGGCAUUUUCAAAUCCAUGAUUGCACUGUCACCGUGGCAUUGGUGGAACCUGCGCAGCUUGACGGGAACCAGCAGACGCCAAGGGGGAAGGGCCAGAGUGGAAAACAUCAGCCUCGUGUUUGUGAUUAUCGGAGCCUUUACUGCCCUCAUGGGAAUAUGGAAAGGAGUCAAGAAGCUGAGUGAGCGCGUGCUGAAGAAUGUGAGUGAGAGAGUCUUGGACGUCGGCGGAGACGACGGUGAUGUUGAUGACGAUGAGGAUAUCCCGAAUGGGAAGAAGGAUUUAUGA